Messenger RNA from Colletotrichum costaricense, 780 nucleotides. RefSeq lists its product as uncharacterized. The record is from RefSeq and is a predicted model, not a curated record. NCBI's taxonomy places the organism in Eukaryota, Fungi, Ascomycota, Sordariomycetes, Glomerellales, Glomerellaceae. Bases 1 to 780 code for a protein of 259 amino acids. The transcript is spliced from 2 exons.
AUGGCGUGCAGCUUCCCGCGAACCAAGUUCGCGACCUUGACACCCCUCAGUACGCUAUUCAGCUCGUCCGCAACCCAUAAGAAGCGAAUGAAGACCACUACCCCGCGAACGCUCUAUCGAAAUCUCUGCCAACGAACCCUCUCCUCAUCGACGUUAAUCUCCAUCCCGCGCAACCCAUUCGUACUACGACGGCUGAGUACUGCGCCAGGCAGCUGCAGCACGAGCAAGGUUCUCUCGCCUCGUCAGAUAACCACCAGCACGUUCUCGACGUAUACACACUUGAAAAUGUCCGACGCAGACUACGCGGCGUUCCUGGACAAGGCGAACCAGGACCCCAACGAGGGACAUGCCACCACGACCAGCAAGAGCAAGGAGUUCAAGGCGCAAGACAAGGGCGUCGAGGUACCCAAGGCCAUUCAGGACGUGUUGAAGCAGGAUAAAGUGUACAUCUCGGACGCGGAUGAGCCGUUUGUCGGCGUCGCGCUGCAGUGGGAUGAGGCUGGCAAAGGUUUGCCGGACGAAGUCGAAUUCGCGCAACUUAUCGAUCACCCCGACGCCGAGAACGCGGACGUGGAGCUCCUGGACCCCGUGGACUGGGACUCGAACGGCGAUUACAAGGACGUCAUUGAGGCGGUCCGCAAGGCGGGCAAGGGCAACGACGUUAGAGUUUACAAGGUGCCAAAGGGCGGUGUCCGGACGGAGUACUGGCUCGUCACGACGGACGGGAAGGGCAAGGAGGCGAAGCUCGUGGGCGUCAAGGCGCUGUCUGUCGAGAGCUGA